AACUCGGGUCGGAGGUGACGCUUGUGACUCCCUGCGUGUCUUUUGGCGGAUCAAAGUGUCGCUUUCAAGAGUCGACGCUCGGAGUGGCGCAACUGGUUACGCAAGGCUCGUCGGCUCCGCCCACCAGGUGUGUUCGGAGGUGACAAACAUUCUCCAGCUGGAGUGAAACUGGAGCGGUCGAGGCCGAACCUCUGCGAGGACAUGGCUUUUUCCUUCUAAUAAACGGGACCUUUCCUGUCGAGACACCGAGUUGCCUGGACCGAUGUGGCCCCUGCUUGUCCUGGGAGGAUGCCUGCUGCCCGGGCUGCGGCUGGUGUCCGGGAUCGAGAUUUACACCCCCGACGUCGUGACGACGGCCAACGGGACCCACGUGAAACUCAAGUGCACCUUCCGCUCCAGCCACCCGGUGUCCGAGAAGUCCGUCACCGUCUCCUGGAACUUCCGGCCGCUGAAUUCCGGAAUCGAUGAGUCGGUGUUCUACUACCAGGAGGUGCCGUACCCUCCUCAGACGGGCCGGUUCAAGGGCCACGCCGUUUGGUCGGGGGACAUCAUGAGAAAUGACGCCUCCAUCACCCUGCACGAGGUUCCGCCGACGUACAACGGCACCUACAUCUGCCAAGUCCGAAAUCGUCCGGACGUCCACGGCAGCAACGGGGAGAUCACGCUCAAAGUGGUCGACAAGGUCUCCCUCUCUGAGAUCGACAUGCUCGCCAUCGGCAUCGGCGGCGCCUGCGCCGUCAUCCUCGUCCUCCUGGGCAUCGUCAUGGCCGUCAGAUGCUGUCAGAAGAGGCACACCGCGGGCGACAUCGAGCUGCACGAGCGAGAAGCCGAGUGGAAAGACCCGACCGUGUGUCGCCCCGAGGAGGCGCUCCAUCUCACGGCAGUGACCAUGAAGAAGGAGGCCGUCAGUUCGGACGAGGAGGAGUCGGAACCCAGUAGCGGGGAUGACGACGAAGAGGAGGAUGGCGAAGAGGAGGACGAUGACGACGACGACGAUGAUGAGGGAGACGAUGACGACGACGACGAUGAUGGUGGCGGCGGCGAUUGAAAUUUUGAAUGAGUGUUUGAAAGCCACGUCAUCUGACCGUCAAACGUUUGGAAGCUUCAACAGACGCCCUCCUCUGAUUGGCUGGUUUGACGCUUCUGAAUACUUUUAAGUCAAAGUUCAAUUUUUUUUUCCUUUCCAGUUCUACUGUAUUUCUUUAUAUGGCUCAGAGAGUUUCUCAAGCCCUGGUUGGAGGACCGUGCGUGGGUCACAAGAGCUCAAACUAAGGUCAAACGUCAUCAUGAAAAGAUGCUUGAGAUUUAAACCAGACUGUUUAUCAGUGUGUUUUCCUGCGAAGGGUAGUGAGCAGGAGCGUUCCAAUCGUGAUCUCUGACCCCUCUCUGCUCCACUGUGUAGUCCAUUUCAUUGAGACUGUUUUCCAUCUGCUGAGCUGGAUGUAGAGUUGAGCUCUGCUGGUCAGUUUCACCGCUCAGAAGCCUUGAUGGUGGGUCUGUUCCUGCUGUUAAAGCUUAGACUAUUAUGUGUAAUUCUCAAACAAGUUGUAAUUAUUUUAAAAGGAUUGUAAACCAAAUAAAGAUAACCAAGUUUAGACGCCAUAAUAAACAACCAAGCUAAUGCUAGUAACCAUAUGAAAGUCGGGAGUUCAAUCGAAGUGGAAGUAAUAGUGGAGUGCGAAGUAUUUGGUUGAUAAACAAAAGUGAUAGAGGAGUUUGAAGCCUUGUUGAACACUUCGGUCUGCAGAGUAUGUCCAUGUAAAUAAGCAGUGAUGUUCUGAAGGCGUGAAGAAAGCUGCGUCGUCCUGUUGCCGCCAAGACUCCCGCCCUCCCGGUCACAUGGUGUGUCCACCGCCGUGCUGAUUCCUUCUCUUUCACACUGACCUGUUGUCACAUUGACUUUUUUAUGCUGUACAAAUGCGUUAUUGACAUUUUAAAAAGCCUAACUAGCCCACACACCCCUCCUUCCCGGCGCCCUGAUGUGCUGCUGCCAGAUCACAUGACCCUCCUCUCGAGCGAGAGGUUUGGACGAUGGAAGCGCCAGCCUUUGACUUCACAGUGUUUUUAGAUUUGAUUUAGAUUUGAUUCGUUUUGUAUUUGUUUAUAAAAGCUGAUCUGCUCCGAUGUUUUUAGA
Messenger RNA from Synchiropus splendidus (mandarinfish), 2134 nucleotides. Its product is annotated as myelin protein zero-like protein 2. Lineage: Eukaryota; Metazoa; Chordata; Actinopteri; Syngnathiformes; Callionymidae. Gene Ontology annotation, biological process: cell-cell adhesion. Gene Ontology annotation, cellular component: membrane. The transcript is spliced from 5 exons. Bases 263 to 1048 code for a protein of 261 amino acids. The record is from RefSeq and is a predicted model, not a curated record.